UGAGCUAACUGAUAGGCAAAUGUCACGUUAUGUACAGAUCAAGUCGUUUCAAAGAACAAUAACAGCCUCUUUUGUUCUAGUCCAGCAUGACUGUACUGAUACUGUAUCUACACUAACUGGGAGCUUCCUUGGAGCAAACGACGUAAUCAUCAACACAAGACUGCAGACAUGAACUUGUUUUGUUGGGUCAGCUUGCUGAGCUCCCUUUGUAUCCACUUGAGCUGUGGACUAGUUUUACCAGUUGAAUCUAAGUUACAAAAACGUCUUAUAAAUGGCCGAGAGGCCCAACUGUAUGAGCAUCCAUAUCAGGCUGCAGUAGUAUCAAACACCAAAGAUUUUUUCUUAAUAUGUAAUGGCGUCUUAAUCUCCCCAAAUCAGUUCAUGACGUUGUCCUUCUGCGUGGUGCACGAUACUGCCAGCCAGCUGAAGGUGAUACUCGGUUGGGACAGCGUGAACGGACCUGCCAACGCUUUCCAGCAAACUCUUCGCGUCACGAGAAACAAACUGCCCAAUAAGAACGAAAUAAAGGACGGUAUUGCCGUGCUCACUCUGGCCACUAACGUCAGACUUAAUAAAAAUAUUCAGAUUCCUAGAGUAGACACUUGGUCAAGUUAUAUCAAUACCAGUUGUGUAACUAUUGGCUUGGGUCAAACCAAUGCGGAUGAUCCACAAAUGCUUUCAACACUCCAAACGGCCUCUUUAUAUGUCAUCUCCAAAGAAGAGUGUAUCAGUAGGUGGCCUGAGGAAGCGUAUUACCUGAGAAACCCAAGGUACAUUUGUGCCUAUGAUAGAUUGGGUAGACCAGGAGGUCAGAACGCUGUCUGUGCGAAUGACGAGGGCGCCCCCUUGUUGUGUGGACAACAAAAAAACGUUCUCAUCGGACUCUUACUACUCCAACCACAAAAUUGUGAUGGUGAUCAACUCAGCAUCUACUUAAGUAUGCAUGAUUACAAAAAGUGGCUCUAAAAGAGAUGGACAGCUUGUAUCUCCAGAUUUUGUUGCUCAAUGUGCAUCGCAUACAAAAUGAAAGAAAAUCCUU
Molecule: messenger RNA, 1039 nt
Organism: Biomphalaria glabrata
Lineage: Eukaryota; Metazoa; Mollusca; Gastropoda; Planorbidae
Product: chymotrypsin-like serine proteinase
Exons: 6
Coding region: 169-966 (265 amino acids)
Biological process (GO): proteolysis
Molecular function (GO): serine-type endopeptidase activity
Source: RefSeq, a predicted model, not a curated record